Silurus meridionalis is the source of this 3670-nucleotide messenger RNA. RefSeq names its product zinc finger, FYVE domain containing 27 (gene zfyve27). Gene Ontology annotation, molecular function: metal ion binding. The record is from RefSeq and is a predicted model, not a curated record. Gene Ontology annotation, biological process: endoplasmic reticulum tubular network formation; vesicle-mediated transport; positive regulation of axon extension. Gene Ontology annotation, cellular component: endoplasmic reticulum tubular network; growth cone membrane. Lineage: Eukaryota; Metazoa; Chordata; Actinopteri; Siluriformes; Siluridae. The transcript is spliced from 15 exons. The coding region runs from base 248 to 1561 and encodes 437 amino acids.
GGGUCUCUGUGGUCGACACGUCACCCUGCGAAACGCGGAAGUGGAAAUCCGGAACGAGCCGCUGUUUAUUCUGGACUCUUUAUAUUUUAGCACCUGGAAGUUGGACGGCGGUGAAGGUGUUAAACAUCUAACAUCCCUCAGUGUGAAGCGUGAAAACACACGGAAAGGUGAAUAAGUAGGUGAAACUCAGAGGAUUGUUACUCUAACCCUGAUCAGCGUUGCAUGAUAACAGUGAGCGAGGGCAAGCAUGCAGCCGGGCAGUCAGGAGUCUCUGCCCUCUGCAGGGGAGAGAACAGAGCCGAGCCUGCUGUCCAGUAAAGAUACCUCGUCCCUGAGCAGUACGUAUGACCUGGCCGGCCAUCGAACUGUGACCUUUGACCUUUUCAAUAUGGUGGUCUCUUACAAGCGGAUGGCCAUCUUUCUGGAACCAGUUACCGAUGUGGUGGAGGUGUUGCGGUACCUGCUCGGGUGGAGAAUGCCUCUGUGUUCACUCUUCUGCUGCAUCCUACUGAACAUCCUGUUCAUCACAUUGAAUGAAGUGGUCUGGUUCUCUCUCGUCCUCUUGGUGGUCUCUGUCCCCGCUGUGCUGGGUUACCUUGGUGACCGUUGUCACGGCGACGCCACCGUGGAGAAAAAGAGACACCACGCGGUGCAGCGGCGAGAACUGCAGACGGUGUGCUUGAGCCGCCAGGAGGCCAUGAUGGAGGUUAAGGGCCUAUUAAAGCGUCUAGACGAGUUCCUGACUCAGGCGUGUGUGUAUGCAGAGUCUGUGUACAAGGUCCUGUACUGGGAGAGUCACGCAGCCUCGUCAGUGUUUUACGGUUUCCUCCUGACCACAGUGUGUUUGUUCUACACGGCUCCUGUGGGCUGGAGUCUGUGUCUCAUCAACAGCACUCUCUUUAUCUGGAACAAAGACUUCUGCAGGGUUUUGCUGCAGCUGAAGGACUUGUUCCGUUUAUCUUCAGUCCAGCCUGCAGAAGGAGAUGCAGAAAAGAGUGAACCAGACCAGAGCCACCUGUCAGACCGAACCCCUACUCCUACCAGUCUGGAGGAUCUGUCACCAGGUAGUGUUGAGGAGGCUGAGGAGGCGGAGCCUGAUGAUGAGUUUAGAGACGCCAUAGAGGAGAACCAGCUGGUCCUUCAGGAAUCCCAGCUGGCUUUUGUGGUGUGGCCUGAAAUCUCAGGGCUGGCCAAAGCCUUUUGGAGACGCAUAAUUCAUAAGGACGAUGAUGAUGUAUCUGUGGGCGGAGCCGAUUACGACUCUGUAUCUGAUAACGGCUUGUUGAUGAGGAACGAGCCGAUACGCAGCCGAGUGUCCAAGCUGACUGAGAAACUGCGCAAGCGUGUGCCCACCAACGCAACAGGUAACUGUUCCAGCUGUGCGUCGGCGUUCUCCGUGUUGAAGAAGAGGCGUUCCUGCUCUAACUGUGGUGUGGGCUUGUGUUCUCGCUGCUGUUCCUACAAAGUGCUCAAGUCCAGUAUGGGAGCUACAGCUCCAGAAGCUCAGAGAGAGACGGUGUUCGUGUGCGCUCCGUGUAACACCUUGCUUACCACCAAGUAGCAUCCCAUAAUAAUCUAAAACUCCGAAGCGUCCGGAUCUGUGGGCAGAGCUCUGCGUCGUCGUGAGCUCCUCGUCUCGUAGCCGUCCUGCACCUCAGCUAGAAAUUCUGCUUCCCGCCUCAUGCCUCCUCCCCUUUUCCUAAAGCUUCACUAGAUGUUUCUGCUAGAUGUUUCUGCUAGAGCUGCGACGGAAAUAAGCCAAGCGCAGUCUGGAGUGAAACCCAGACAGACUCCAGCUCCUGUAGUGUGUAUCAUACUCUCUAAUAUAUAUCACCUUAGAUAUCAGGUGAUGGAGAAGGUGGAGCCGUUUCUGCCUGGGGCUUUUCCUGGCAGGUCAUGUGACCAUCAUCAUCCUGCACUGGACAUUGUGUUCUGUUAAACUUUCCAGAAAAAUGCUCCUCAGCUGAUUUGCAGCUUCCAUAGGACCCUGUUCUAGAAUCAUCACCUGCUCGUUUGAGAUCCUGUCCAGAAACGGCUAAAUAUCUAAGUCCCCCACUGGUGUCACCUUCUGGAAUCUGUCAGAGUUUAAAAUGAUCUGUGAGACCCUGCUCUAGAAGCCAUGGCUGCUUCUGAGAAAAAGUUACAGAAUCCGUUCUGCAAUGACCACAUGUCUCAGUGAGACCCUGUUCUGGAAGUCCCGGGUCACAUGUGAUGGCACGUUCUUAAAUGAUCACCUGCUCCUUUGAAACCAUGCUCUGAGAAUUUUUUGCCACUGAUUGUACCAUGUUUUAGAAUCUGUCAUUAUGUCCUAGAAUCCGUGCCCACCUGUGACAUCAUAUUCUAGAAUCCAUCACCAUGUUCUUGUAUUCGUGGCUUCAUGAUGUCAUCUUCUAGAAACCUGUAGUCAACUAAGGUAUGUUCUAGAAUCUGUCACCAUGUUCUAGAACCCUUAGCUACAUGUAAUGCCAUGUUUCAGAAUCUCUCACAGUGUUCUAGAACCCGUAGGUUAAUGCGAUGUCAUGUUCCAGAAUCUGUCGCCAUUUUCCAGAACCUGUAGCUUAAUGCAAUGUUGUGUUCCAGAAUCUCUCGCCGUGUUCUAGAACCCGUAGGUUAAUGCGAUGUCAUGUUCCAGAAUCUGUCAGAUCUUAAAACGCGCUGUGAAUCUUUAUUCUGGAUCCCAUAGCCACCAUUUCUGCAUCACCUAUCAGAAUAUUCCAGAGCUGAUGAGAUUUUAAGGACAUGGCCCCGAAGUUCUACCAGUUCGAGAUUCCAAAUCGUUACUGCAUCGUAUAUACGGUUCAAACAGCAACCUUCGUAAAUACUUUAACACUACAACUCACCAAAAUCUUGAACCUCUAUUUGGUGGCUUCCAGAUUUCCUUCAUUAUGAAAAGCUUUAGCGUUCCCAGCAUGCCGCGCUCUCCGGUACUGUUUCUCGUUAACGCCGCUCAUGUUAAUACUGUACUGUUAUUGGUGUUUAUGGCGAUAAACUAACCACGCCCACAUUCUCCUCUUUGAAGUUUCUCGCUCCUGUGUAGAGAACAUCUGGGGUUCAGAGAUGGUGAUGGAUAAUAAUGAAGCAAGAACAACGUUUCUAUCAGCCAACAACGUGAAAUUACGUCUCAUGAAUUCGUUAUUUAUACAACGACAAUACACUGAAGUCUCCUUUGUCUCGAGAAUGUCUCGUUUGAGAUUAUUUAAGAAUGAACUAUAAUCAAACUUUUUUUGUUUCGUCUGUACAUCAGUGUUACUGUAAGAUCCGCACAUACACUGGCUUUUAUGCACCGUACUUGUCACAUGACCGACUCGGCUGCUGAUUGGAUCAUGGUUACGGCUUCUGAGCCAAUCGAUGAUGACGACUCUGAGAUCUUUCACGUAACAGUUUCUGGUUUUCUGAGUUUUCGAUCUCUGUUCCUUCAACAUCAUAUCACUGUUUUAUUUCUGAUCGGUCGAAACCGGUUUCUGAGAGUGCGGUUUAUCUUUUAUCAUUGUUAGUUUUUAUUGUUCUUUUUUCUUUUCUUUUAAAGAAGCAACUGAAUGUGAGACGUUGUAUAUUUUACCUGUUUGAUCUCUGUACUGUAACGCAACCGUAUUAAACCUAACUGUCGCCAACGACACUGUCGAGUCCCUCGUCUUGACCUUUCACAUGUUCAAUAAACACAGAGAAAUAA